Messenger RNA from Danio rerio (zebrafish), 1486 nucleotides. Lineage: Eukaryota; Metazoa; Chordata; Actinopteri; Cypriniformes; Danionidae. The record is from RefSeq and is a predicted model, not a curated record.
UAAAUGACCAUAUAAUAAAUACGAGGAAAGUAAGCAUCUCCGAUGCUGGAGGAGGAGAAAAAAAUCCCAACAAGAGAGCCAACAAGUCAUAUUUGUGUAACACAAGGUCGUCUCAGACAUGACUGUGUUGUUGUACGUCGAUGCCCUUGUGCGCUCAGCCAGUGCGCAGCGGUCAGAUUCAUGCGGUGAUAUGUUUUCAUUGCGCCCGCUCUGACGUGAAGAGCGACAAAGCCCCGAGGGUCGGACAUGUAACUUCAGUUUCGUGGGAGAAAGCAUUUCUCUGCGCCACAGAAAACAGACGAUAAGUGGAACUGGAAGUGCUCUUUUUCUGUUUGUGUUCUUCACUAUCACCGACUCGGAAAAACUACGGCAGUUCUGAAGCCACAGGCACGCUGGUGGACACAUAAGGAUUUUCUGAUGAAAGUCAAGGUUGUCCGGCUUAAAGUCGAGGUUAUCCAGCGAGGAAGAUUUAUUGCUUCUCACUGGAGUGCGGAGAGAUUUUCUUAGUUCACGUAAACAAGCAACUUAUGUUUGAACGAUGUUCAAUUAUGCGUUUGUACGAUGCAGGAAUAACCGGUGAUGAUUUGCACGACAAAACCGACUUACUUGGCGUCUGAAGUUUAGUCGUUUGUAACCUAACAUCUCUUAGAUAAAAGUUUGAAAAGAUAAUCUAACGUCUGUAAAUUCAAAUCCUAUCCACAUUUGGAGAACGCUGACAUAAACGCGCGCUAUCUUUUCGUCCCAAAUUGGAGGAAUGCUUCGACGCUCUUGUUGGAAGGAUAUGCUCAGUUUCAUCAAAUAAACGCCAGUUGCUGUUUAUUUACUAACUUACUUGUCGAAAGUCCCAAUAGGAGAUAUCCAAGUUCUGGAAUUGUAAGGUUUGAAGUGAUUCUGACGUUUUCUUCAACCCGCAUCUGACUGUUGGAAAUGAACCUGAGGUGUGAAAAGGACGUUCGUUAAAUAAGCGUUGGAUUUGUCCGCGAACAUUUACGGAAUCCUGGAUACCUCAACGGGGAUUCGAAUGGGAUCUAUCAUGAUUCUCCUGAAUAUUCUGAGCGUCCUGUUUUUAUCUGAUGAGGUGGCACUUUCCAUGGCAAGCCAUUCAACCUUGUCAGGGUUGGGAACUCAUGGAUGGAGGGCCCCUAUGGACUGCCUGAGGGCCAGUGAGGUGUGCAACCAAAACUCGCAGUGCAGCUCACGUUUUCGCAUCAUGCGCCAGUGCCUGGUAGGUCGUGACAGGACUACCAUGCUGGCCAACAGGGAGUGUCAAGCUGCCCUCGAGGUUCUGCAGGACAGUCCACUGUAUGACUGCCGGUGCAAGAGGGGCAUGAAGAGGGAGCUUCAGUGUCUGCAGAGCUACUGGAGUAUUCAUAUGGGUCUCAAUGAAGGUAAGGCUGAGUUUCUUUUCUGCUCUAUUCCAUUUAGAGACAGUUAUGCACAUUUGGAUCUUGUGGAAAGUGUUAAAAUAUGAAGGUGCUUGUUUAAG